AUGAAAAGUUUCAAGACCACAGUAUCUCGCUUAGCAAAGAAGAUUGGACAUUUGAUCCCCAAAGAAAUUAUUGAAGAUGUUCAACUUUUUAUGGAGCACCCAUCUAUUGUCGUAAAAGCUAUCAUUGCAAUGAUUGUCAAGUCAUUUGUGCUGUUUUAUUUACUGGCGGUUACUCCGUGCCACGGAAAAGCGUAUUUUGAAAUUCCUGGCAUACUAGCCAAUCAAUUGUUAAAUCUGAAGAAAUCAUAUCGCUAUCGAUUUAUGAGGGAAUGCAUUCAACGAGAAUGUGACGUCACCUCUAUGGGAAAUAUCGAUAAACAUUACUGGCGAUCAGAAACUUUAAAAGAAACUGGGCAUGAUAAAUUUUGGAACACGUAUCACUGCACAAUUACAGGGGAUUUUGAACUAUGUCCAGUGGAUGGGGGUUGGUCAGGUUGGUCUGACUGGAGUGCGUGCAGCCUUACUUGUGGUCAAGGGACUCGCGUACGAUCAAGGCAAUGUAAUAACCCAGUGCCCACAUUUGGGGGCACUCAUUGUACUGGUGAAAACACUCGUGUGACAGAAUGUGAUAUUCCGGAUUGUCACACCCAUACAAAUGUAGAUAAACAUGGCGUCUUAUCAAAAGGAAUGCUUGCUGCAGAAUCAACAAUGACACGUUUCCAUGAAGCAGAUGCUGACCUUGUUCGAGAUUGUUGGUGGGAUCACUGCUCAUAUAACCACGUACUCAAGACUAUAACGCCAGCAAGUCUAGCAAAUGAAUACUGGACUGCAUUAAGUUGUUUGAAACAUUCCACUGGCUGUUCUGUGGAUGGUAGUUGGAAUAAGUGGAGCCCCUGGAGUUCAUGCUCAUCCGGAUGUGGAGAAGGCAGAGCUUAUCGUAACCGUCAAUGUAAUGAUCCACCACCAAUGAAUGGUGGGGCCGUUUGCACAGGGAAGGCCCUGGAGGAGAGUGCCUGCUUUGAUGACAAAUGCAAAUCUAUAGCUGGUACGCUAUUAACACCAUGGUCACAAUGGUCACAGUGUCAAGGGAAGUGUAACAUUGGAUUUAAGGAUUCUAUGCGUAGAUGUACCGCCGACACUCAGUGCACAGAUAGUGAUAAUAAUAUGAUUAAUAUACUAAAAAAACAAGCACCUUGCUUGUUGAAUGAAUGUCAAGGACUAAAAGAAUGGGGAGAAUGGGGUACAUGGACCCCUUGUACUGGGCUAUGUAGCCAGGGUGUUAAGAAACAAUUACGACUGUGUUAUGACGAGACCCAUCUUUCCUGUUUUGGUCCUUCAAUAAAGCAACACGUUUGUUCAAGUAUGGAUGACCACUGUCCGAAGGCUCAAGGUGGCGCUAGACAUGCAAGAAGUAUAGUCAAGAGCAUCAACAAAUACAAUGUCAAAAGAGAAACAGAUGGAAUGUAUGUUGAGACUACAAACACUGUAACUAAUGACAAUGGGAUAUCCAACAAUGAAGAAAAUGAUAUAACAAAUAAUGAACACAGUAUCAAUAAUGCUGAUCUUAAUAUAAACAAUGAUGGAUAUGAUUCAAAUAAUGGUGAAAAUGUUAAAAAUAAUAGAGAAAAUGGUAUAAAUAAUGGUGCAAAUGGUUUAAACAAUGGUGAAAAUGGUUUAAACAAUGGUGAAAAUGGUAUAUACAAUGGUGAAAAUGGUAUAUACAAUGGUGAAAAUGGUAUAUACAAUGGUGAAAAUGGUAUAAGUAAUGAGGGUCAAGGAAUGCCUCAACAAAGCAAUGUGUUUGUGAAUAAUGCAAAUGAUAUGCAAAUUUCAAACUAUAAUCAGUACAACAACAUUAACGGUGCAGGACACGAAGGCAUGUAUACAGAAUGGAGUGCCUGGGGUGAGUGUGAAGCCACAUGUGAUGGAGUGGAUGGUAACUGGGGUGACUGGUUUGACUGGACGCCAUGCUCAGUUACUUGUGGGGAUGGUAUUCAUGAGCGAUAUAGAGUAUGUUCUGAGCCUCGUUCCAUGUUUGGAGGAAAACACUGCGAGGGUGACAAUAAAGAAGUGAAGCCAUGCACACAAGCAGACUGUCCAGAUUCUGAAUACACUUGGAAUGAUUGGAGUGAGUGGACAGAGUGCACGCUAGAAUGUAAUGGUGGAAUUAGGUCAAGGAACCGUGUAUGUUCUGAUUUUAAUGGUCAAGUAGGCACCUUAGACUCCUGUGUUGGAGAAUACUUGCAGACAGGCAUUUGCAACAUGCACUACUGUUCAGUCAAUGGUAACUGGGCAAACUGGGGUGUUUGGAGCGAAUGCAGUAAGUCGUGUAAUGAAGGCGUCACAUUCCGAGACCGUACAUGUACUGACCCUUCACCCCAGGGUAAUGGAACACAGUGUCAAGGCAUGGGGACUGAAAUAGAACAAUGUUACCAGCAGCCAUGCCCAGAAAGUUUUGCUUUGACCAGAGUGUUCCAUGAAGCAUCACAUUUAGUCUAUCGAGCGACAGCGGCGCCUACAAAACUUCUACUUAUGUACGUCAGAUUUAAGGCAAGAAGUGUAAAUGGAGUGAUUUUAGUAAGACGAGGACCUGAAAAUGGAAGACCAAUUGUUGCUGUUGGACUACAAAAUGGAUACAUACAGUUGUACAUUAAGAUUGAUGGUAUUAGACUUAACUUAAUGGGUGAUGAAAUAAAUCUAUCUGGUUGGAACUCGGUAGAAUUUAGUCUGGUCGGUUUUUGGGGUUCAAUAUCACAUAUCAGAGUCAACUACAAAGAAUACAGUCUGAGGAAUGCUUUUGGGUGGCAGGGACCGGGCAUUGCUUACGAAUCAGAGAAUGUUGGUGAGGAACCAACAGAGAUAGAAUCUAUACUGCCCUACUUCACUGGAAAUGAACACACGAUUGUUCCGUAUCAUACGUCGACCAAUUCAUCCAUUUUUCAGAUCAGUAUAAUCAUGCGCACAGACAAACCAGAUGGUAUAAUUAUGCAUAAUAAAGGACAUGCUCCUGGUUCGUUUAUCACGCUAAAUCUCAGAAACAAAAAUUUACUAUUUUUUGUGAGGGCAGGAGAAAACAUUAUUUCAACACAAGUCAGUGAAUUUCAGCUGGAGAAGUGGUAUCUCAUAACUCUGACUGUAGAAAGAGGAUACUGCGAAGUACGCAUUAAUCACGGCCCUGCUACCCAGAUCAGUAUGCAGGGCAUCCCUUAUCAACCAUUGGAUGAAAUCUACAUUGCAGGUGUGAGCAUUCCAGACAAGUUCAUAUUACAGAUGUUAACACACAACACCUUGGGAUUAGUUGGAAUGGUAUAUAAAGUCACUGUAAACGAUGUGGAAUAUCAGAUGAGUGAUACGGUGCUAGAAAAAAAUGACCGAUACCUGAAUUCUGCUUCUACAACAUUGGCAGCACACUAUCAAGAGGAAUACACUGAGCGAUCCAGUAGCAUUCAACUAAAAUGUGAUUAUGGCACAUUUAUGAACGGACGGCCGACAAAUGUCACUGUGAAAUGGUUGAAAGAAAGUAAACUACUAGAAAUCGGUGAUCAUAUUAAAUUAGUACCAAAGAUGUUUUUAGACAAGUACACAUCUAGUCUACAUCUACAUGAAAUGGAAAGGGACAAAGAAGGAAUGUAUGCCUGUCAAAUACAUUACCACGGCAAAGCCAUAAUAACACACGCAUUUGGAAUAACAAUGUAUAACCCACAACGAGUGUGGUUACAAGGAGACGCUGUGGUUGGAUUUAUCAUAAUAUUAGUAUUUUUGUUCUUUGCUGUAACCGUGGCGAUGGUUAUCAUAUUAUCUGCCUUUGAAUGUAUCAGACACAGGUCACGAUAUCUUGAACCUCUUUAUUAUGCAGUUAUAAAUUUUAUUGAAUUUGGUAACUUUCAUAGCGAUAUUCGCACCAAAGCGAAAAUAAAGAAAAUCGAUGCAACAUUCACUGAAGAUUUCUCGAUCGAAGAAGCCAUGAAAAAAGAGAGAGAGAGAAAUAUAACAAAUGUGCCACAAAGUAAACCGAAGAAAAAGAGGAUACUGAGAAUGCCAAAAAUACCCAAAAUUACAACAAUGCUUUCCUCAUUAACAAAACCAGCUGAGAAAAAAGAAGUCUGGAUACUGAGAAAGCCAAGCACAUCACUGAGUGAAAUAGAUAUUGCGAAACGAAAACUGUCUCACACACUAUUAUCAGGGAAACCAGUCAGCUCUAGUGAUGAGGAAGAUGAAAUUUUCGAUUUAAAAAAGACUACUGAUUCGCAACACCAAAGCGCCACAAAUCGAAUGUUCGGACGACGCAAGUCUACAUCACCUGCAGCUAAUCUCCUAACAACAGCAAUUGUCAAGCAAGAAGACAUGGAUCUUAGUGAUGUAGCAGAGAAUGAGGACUAG
Molecule: messenger RNA, 4320 nt
Organism: Saccoglossus kowalevskii
Lineage: Eukaryota; Metazoa; Hemichordata; Enteropneusta; Harrimaniidae
Source: RefSeq, a predicted model, not a curated record